Messenger RNA from Hemibagrus wyckioides, 4070 nucleotides. It is a transcript of the gene fam184aa, whose product is annotated as family with sequence similarity 184 member Aa. The coding region runs from base 271 to 3705 and encodes 1144 amino acids. Lineage: Eukaryota; Metazoa; Chordata; Actinopteri; Siluriformes; Bagridae. The transcript is spliced from 18 exons. The record is from RefSeq and is a predicted model, not a curated record.
AAGAAAUGCUGCGCAGGAGGAGGUGGUGAUGAUCUGCGCUCCGUCUUCACGCAUCACACGCAUUCAGCCCUCAUUCGCCGCGCGCACCCCGAUCAACGCAUGACGCCUCUGGAUUCUGGAUGCGGCUUAACGCACGCGCUGUGCUGGCACUAGAGAGAGGGGGGGGGGGAGUCGGGAUGCCUUUGUGUGAUCCGAUGUAGUUCUGGUGCAACACCAUUCACAGAGGAUCAUCUAUAAUACUGUGAACGGAGGGAAUGGGAAGCCGUGAAGAUGGCGACGGGAGCAGGACGGCAGCAGCAGCAUCAGCAGCAGCAUCAACAGCAGCAGCAGCAGCAGCAACAGCAUCCUCCACCUCCUCCUCCACCUCCUCCUGGAAACCCUGCUGCUCCUGCCUCGUGUGCAUCAGGAACCAGUCCGUCCUCAACAUCAUGCAACCUGCUUUACGAAUCGGGACUCGCGAUGGAGUACACGCACGAGCUGCACCUGAAAAUGAGCAAGAAAAUCGCCCAGCUCACCAAGGUCAUUUAUGCACUGAACACCAAAAACGAUGAGCAUGAAGAAGCCAUCCGGUCCCUGAAAGACACUCAUGACGACGAGCUCGAGCACAUCCUGAGCGAGACGCGUGAGAAGAUCCUGCAGUACCGGAACAGGAUGGGUGCCGAAGCCGAGCUGAAGCGGCGGCUCCACGCUCUGGAGGAAUCUCUGGAGCUGCACGAGCAGCUGAAACACGAGGCUCUUGCUGAGUUCGAGCUGUACCGGCGCCGUGUCGAGGAGAUGCGCCUCAGCUCUGAGGAACAGCACUCGCAGCGUGUCACCUCCAUGCAGCGCGAAGCUGAGGAUCUCCGAUGUGACUUCGAGGAGAAGCUGCGCUCCUUCAGCCAGCUGGAAGCCCGAGUCGAGCAGGAGAAACAGCGAGCGAUGGACGAACUCAAAUCCAUUCAUCACCACGAGCUGCAGGAGCUGGUGGAGAACCACCAGCAGAGCCAGAGCGCCUCCUCAUGUGUAGAUCAGGAGGAAUUGAUCGAGCUAGAGGAGCUUAUAGAGGAGCUGAAGCAGGAAAAGGAGAACCUGGAGGAGGAGUAUGAGGCAAAGCUGGACGAUCUGCGUGCGUUUUACGAGCGCGAGCUUGAGUCUAUGAGGCGCACGCAGCAACUCACAACCGAGAACCUGUUAGCCUGGAAGAGGAGUGAAGUGGAGCUCAGGAAGGAGUUUCAGUUGCAGGAGGCCGCGCUGCAAAGAACGCUGUGUAAACUUCGCUCCGAUCUGCACCGUGCACAGGAGGAGGCACGUGAGAGCCGGGACAAGACCAACAGGCUCCAGGCAUCGCUCAAUAACGCCGAGGUCACCAUUCAGGAGUUACAUAAGCAGCUGGAGGAGGCCAUACAGGACGGUGAGAUUUGGGUGAUGCAGCUGAAGGAUACAGAGUAUGAGCUGGAGGGAAGCAGAGAUCGAGUGCAACAGCAGGCCACUGAAAUCCUCCACAAAGCCAGUCAGAUCGGCACUCUGCAGGCCACUCAGAUGAGUCACGAGGCCACGAUUAAGGACCUGCAGCAGGAGCAGAGUCGUCUGAGGGAAAAGAUAGUCCAGCUGGAGGAGGAGAAGGACAGACUGCAGAGUCAGAGCCAGGCUUUAGACGAACAGCAGCGCCUGCAGAUUCUCAACCUGGAAAAAGCUCUGUGUGAGCAGAAGCAAGCCUACGAGCUGGAUUUGGCUCAGGCUCGGGCUAAAUACGAAGAGGAGGCUAUUCAAAUGAAAGAAAACGAAGCCGAGGUUCUUAAGGAGGUUAUGGAGAAGCACAGAGCACAGCUAGAAAGUGCACAAAGCGCCACAGAAAGAGAGAAGAACCAGCUCGUUAACGAAAUGAAACAGCAGUAUGAGAUUCAGCGUCUCUCGCUGGAGGAACAGAGGAGUCGCAUGCAGCAGCAGCUGGACACUUUCCGCGAGGAGCUCACUGCCAAACUUAACAUCGCCAACCAAGAGGUAUCUCAUCUGAAGGAGCUGGUGAAGGAGGGUGAGGCAAACCUGGAUUCAGCUGAGAAUCACAUCUCUCGUCUAAAAGAGAACCAGGAGAAGCUGCUCAUCGAGCUGGAUGCUACAAGAGCCAGAGUGAGAGAAACCAGUCAUGUCCUUACUGAUAUACAGGAAGAGAUCGAAAGCCAGAAGCAGCAGCAUGAGGUCAGGAUCAUUACCAUUAAAGCUGAGGAGAAGCAGAAAAUGGAUAAAAUUACCAAGGAGCUCGAUAACAAGUGGACAGAUGCUCUGAGAGCUGAGCUGAAGACGCUACGAGAGGAGCUGACAGAUGAAUACGAGGCUGAUAAACAAGCAGCGCUCAGCCAGCUAUCUCAGCAGAAAGAUGUGGAGAUCAUGACAGCCAGAGAGAGCUGGCAGAGGAGGGUGGAGGAUCUCCUGGAGCAGAUCUCCUUACUGAAGCAAAGUCUAGAGCUGCAGCUCUCGCAGUCAAACGGCGCCCUGCAGCAGUUGCAGUCUCAGUUCACUCAGGAGCGACAGCACUUGGCACAGGAGAUGCACGAGUUAGCUCUGGAGCAUCAACAACGAGAGCGCCACCUGCAGGAUGCCCACUGCUGCACCAUGCAGGAGCUGGAGGAGGCCCGCCAGCUCGAGCUUAGGGAGCUAGAGGACCGGCUGAAGCAGGAGCAGCGUGAAGAGCUCCAUGCUCUCAGAGAAGCCCACAGACAGACGCUGGAUAUUUUGCAGCAACAGUCUGAUCAGGAGCUUCAAACUCUGCGCUUUGAGCUCGAAGAUGAGGGAAAGGCCAUGCUGGCCUCCCUACGGUCCGAGCUGAACCAUUUGCAUGCUACGGCUAUCGAACACCUGAGACAGAAACAUCUGCAAGAAAACACAGUGGCUAAAAGAGAGCUGCACAAAACAGUGGAGUGCUGCAAAAAGCAUGAGCAGGAUCUACUGACUCGGCUCACGGACCUGCAGCAGGAAGCGACCUGCAGGAAGAACCGUGUCACCGAUUUGGACCAUGAGAUUCACUCUCUGAAUGAAACCAUCAGCACGCUAACCAAAGAGCUGGAGCUGAAGGGGAAAGAAGUCCUGCGUGUCCGCAGCGAAGCCAAUCUACAGAUCAGGGGGCAUGAACAAGAUCUGUCUAAGAGGCAUGAGAGGGAGAUCGGCGAGCUCAGCGUGACCCAUAACAGAGAAACACAAAUCAUGUUGUCGGAUUUUAACAAAGCUCAGGAGCUGCUGAAGGACAAGAUCUCCGCUCUGCAAAUCCUGCUGGAGGGCACGGAGGAGAAGUUUCGGAACCGUGAGAGCAGGCAGGAGGAUCUACAGACGAUCUCUGAUCUCAGAGAGAUGGUGGCUGAAAGAGAGUCCCUGGUUAAGAAGUUGGUGGACGAUAAGAAGUUCUACCAGUUGGAGUUGGUGAAUCGGGAUACAAGCUUCAAUAAAGUGUUUAACACCAGCCCCAAUGUAGGGGUCAUUAAUCCACUUAUAAAGCAUAAGAGUAGAAAAGCUGCAAUCCGAUUCGUCAGCUCUCCAAACCUAAGUGUUGUGGAAGCGGAAGGGAGAGGGGCGGGGCCUACCAGCCUAGAGUCUGUCCCAAGUUCCCCCAAUCAGCACGCAGAGCACAAAGCUCCGUCCCUGACCCUGCCCACGCGGAGCCCUCGUGAGAGCGACGAUCGGACAGCAGCACCAGAAGAGCCACAGGAACUCUCGUCUCAAUACUUCUCGUUCUGAUACUUUCCACCUGAAGAGCAUGUGAAUCAGCACUUUUCAGUCGUCCAUUAGUCUGUGUUAUGCACUUCACUGUGAAUUUCACUUCCUGUUUUUAAUUUCAGUAAUAAUAAGAAUUAUAAUAGCAAUUAUAACAAUAAUAUUAUUAUCAUACCUUUGACUUGGGCAUUAAUGCAAUAUGCGAGGAGAGGUAUAUCCGAUUUAGUCAGAUGCUGAUCUGAUCUGAUCUGAUCAGAUCAUCUCUUCUUGAAGGACCGAAACUACACUGUCUUGCCAGAAAAUGUAUUUACAAUUAAUUGCACAAUUAAUUGUUUAUAUUUGUAUUAUAUUGUCUUGUUACAAACAAUAAACCAUCAAUUAUAAAUUGA